Molecule: messenger RNA, 1386 nt
Organism: Funneliformis geosporum
Lineage: Eukaryota; Fungi; Glomeromycota; Glomeromycetes; Glomerales; Glomeraceae
Source: the annotation of a GenBank genome assembly
AUGAAUUUAGAACAAAAUCCUACUAAUUCUAAUAGUCGUCAAGAAUUAGACUCUAAAAAACAACAAUUAAAAGUUUUAGAGACUAAAGCUAAAGAACUAAUUAAACCUUUACCGUUAGAUACUCAAAUUACCAUCUUACAGAAAGAAAUAAAAGUCCUAACUAAUAAAUCUACUAAAACUAAGGCUGAAGAAGUAUUAUUAGUAGAUAAAAGAAAACAAUUAAAUGAAUUACUGGGGGGAAAAAACAAUUCUUUUACUACUAAUGCUAAAUCCGGUGAUAAAACUACUCUUUAUAUUGAAGACAUUAAUUUUCAAAAAGAAGAAUAUGAAAAAAAAUUAGGAACGAUUAAGGAGUUAUUAAAAAAUAAAGAAAAAAAUUUGGAGGAAACAAACUCAGAACUUCAAUUAUUAAACCAAAAACUCAUAAUUUUACAUAAUUCUCGAAUAAGAAGAAUAAUAAAUCCAGCAAAAAAGGGAAAAAUAAAUUUAAAAAUAGCAGACUGUUUAAAAACGAUCAAUAAACUGAAUGAUGAAAUAAGUGAGAUGAUAAAAGAAAAGGCAAAUAUUCUAGGAAAGUUAGAGGCAAAUAAAAAAGUUGUCAAUAUGGAGGAGAUUGGAGGAUUGGAGGAAGUUUUGACAGUCAUAAAUGAGGAAGACCAGCAGGAAUUGGAGGAGGUUACAACGAAUGCUCAAGAAUAUAUUAAUCAAAAAUAUCCUACCCCUAAGGAUAAAGCUAAUUGCAGAGUACUAGACAUUUCUAGUUAUCAUUGGCAGCAUAAUUCACAAGGGAGAAAGGAAAAAUUAACUGGUUCUUUGUCCUUGCAGGGAUUCAUUAAUUUAAAGCAAUUAAAUUGCUCUUUCAAUCAGAUAAGUGAGAUAGAUGUAAAUGACUGUCAUCAACUGGAAAUGUUUAUUUGCAGUCAUAAUAGGUUAACUAAAUUAGACUGCACUGGCUUAGACAAACUAAGGAUUAUCAUUUGUACUAGCAACCUUUUGACCAGUUUAGAUCAUUCAUUUUUAAAUUCUGCUAAACUGAUUUCUUUGAGUAUUAGCAAUAAUAGUUUUCCUAAACAGGAUUUAUCGGUUUUCAGCAAAUUUACUAAUUUACAAUAUCUAGGAAUUGGUAACGACAAUGAAAUGUUCAAUAAUGAUACUUACAACCGCUUUUAUGGUUCCUUAGAUCCUUUAAAAAGUUUAACCAAAUUAGACUGUCUAGAAAUUAAUAAUACUGAUGUAGAUUCCGGAUUAGAGUAUUUAAGCGAUAAUAUUCAAACCAUUUGUUGUCAUUUUGGUUUUAGACCAGAAAGUAAGGUAAGAAAAAUUGCUGAACAAUUAAGUGCAAAUGAUUUAUUUUUUUUUGAUGGUGAAUCUUAUAAGAAGAAGUGA